GUCCAAAGGAGCCAACGCAAGGCGUCCAGUCAGCAUUGGCGCGAUCUCUUGCCGCGUCCUACAAGGUUUACAAUAUUUAGCCUAUACCAGCACAAAAAAUGAUGAAAUUACAAGCGUGGUACCUGACGCCUUGUAAAACUAGCACUGCCGCUUCGUCCAGGGCCCCGCCUACACAAUAUUUAAAUAAGCAAUUUCAGCGGCAGACCUGCUUCAGAUAUUCCUGUGGUCCUGGCUAACGCGUUGAGGUCCGGGUGUGAAAAUUCUGCAACUUAAAAUUUACACGCGGCAGUUUGACUGCGCAAAAGGUUGAAACAACACACAUUUUGUCUGGAUAUUAUUUCUUGUUUUGUUUUUAAAUUAUUUAUUUUGAAACUUAUUAUUUAUUUGCUUUGUUUUUUAAAUAAUUUAUUUAAAAUUUUUUAAUUACAUUUUUUGUUUGUUUGUUUGUUUUUGGAGUUUUCCCCUGGGAUUUGAACUUUUUCCAGGUGGUUUUGAAACCCCCUCCUUCCCGGGGGUGUGAGAAGUUGUCCCGCGAUGCGAUCGUUUUUCCCGGUUACUAUGUGUUGCAUCAGCCUGUUCUCCCUUCACCAGCAAUUACUGGCUCUGCCGACGGGUGGACGCCUCGAAAGGAACAGGCUGGCCCUCCUGAAGAGGAUUGAGGAGCUCAGUGGGGGUGAGAACGCCCCGGCGAGGUCCGGCGCCCCAGCCUCCCCUCACCUCGCCCUGGAGGUCAGGCGCGAAUGGUGGAAGCGCCGCCUCUCCAAGGCCCCUCCCACGAGACAGGAAGGCCCGGUUUCCAUGCCAACCGACCCCUUCCAAGCCCUGUCCGGCCAGAGGGCGUCCAGAGGUCGUCGCCAUGCCCACCACGGGGCGAGGGGUCACCACCACCCGCAGCUGAUGCGCGUGGGCUGUGUCCUUGGCACCUGCCAGGUACAGAACCUUAGCCACCGGCUCUAUCAGCUGAUUGGUCAGAGUGGCCGGGAAGACUCCUCCCCCAUAAACCCGCAUAGUCCGCACAGUUACGGAUGAGCGGAGGAAGAGGCCGGUCCCAAACCUGAGCAGGCAUGGAAAACAGCGAACGCUACGUUACUUUAAAUCCUGUUAUCGCAGAUAGCUCUCAUGUACUCAAGACUCAAAGAUCAGCACGGCCUACAGAUCUUGUCUCGCCUUCAGCUUAAAUUGCAUCGCCAGUUCUUUUUCUGUGCCUUAUUCACCAGCAGACGCAUCAUCAGCAAUGGUGCAUAUGUCCCUUAGGAAGCCACUUUGGGUGCUUGAUUUGUGCAGGCGGAGACGAUAGCCGGUUAUCCCCCCCCCCCCCAGACUCUUUCUGGGACCUGUACAGCACCUAUGUGACCAGCAGGCCUUGCUCAGCCAAUCAGAGGCAGGGAGACACUUUAGCUUCAUGUCCUAAUCCUGUUAAUGUGAGAAUACAGGCGGGUUCAUAGGUUCUCAUCACAACCGCAGAGCGAGACCCCAUUUAUCUGUACAGUAAUAUGCCAAACACCCGCUGUGCUGAAAACAGCCAGCCAGCUGAACCUGGGGAUUUCAGUCAGCUUCCGCACCACUGAUCAAACAUGCCACCCUUUAAUGUGGCUUUAAACCAGAGUGCCUUCAGUUCUUGGACCUGUGAACUCCAGAGGGCUGACUGAGGUUGCAUGCACCUCCCUCCUCUGCCCCCUUCCAAAAAAAAAAACAAAAAGGAUCUGCCAAGUUAAACUGAGAUUUAUGCUUGACAAGUGGACCUGGUUCAUAGGCCACCAGGUUCUACCAGCCGCCUGAAAGCCUCCCCUAUGGUCAUGUGAGCCGCUCCAGCAAGCUCUUAAGUACACGAGGGGGGGUCACCACUGUCGGCACUCUGGGGGGGGGGGGGGGGCAUAGCUCACCCGUGAUUACUGUAAUUGGGCCUCAAGGAAAGUGCUGAGAUUUUGGCGAAGUCCUGGCUGGCUUUCAUACCCAGUGAUGCGGGGGUGAGGGAUAUUCUGAACCCGCCGCUCAGGGGAUGGGAAUCUGGGCCUAGCGGAGUCAUCGGGCUAAUGAGAGCAUCAGGGAACAUUUCCAUCAUGGCGCAGAGAGCUCACCUUCCCCAGAUUCAGUUACAUCUCUCCAGCUUUGAGGGACGUUAACAUGCUGGGCAUUUCUGAAUUCGGUGCUGCAAUGUUGCAGCAGCAAUCCUCUCAUUUAGAUCUACUGUUAAAAAGUCAGAAAGGAAGGCUUAUUCAAACUUCAUUUGAUUUCACCCGACAGAAACUGUUCCUGGAAAUGUAGAGAUUCCAUUUAGAAUCAGAAUGGCUGGUGUCACGGCAACUGAAAAGAAAGUUCCGUACAACACCAAAUCUGAAUCUAUAUUCAUGCAAAAACACUGUCUGACACAAUCUCCAGAGUCUGUUGACUCAUUCUGGGAGAAAGUUAAAGAUAAUGUUUAAAAAGCCAAGUGGUUUAUAAAUUUGAUUCUGAAUUCUAUUCCAGGGAAAUUUAAUAAAUCAACCAUCAUACAUUCCAAUUUUUCACCACUGAGUAACAGUUUUCUCCAGUGCCUGAGCUGGAAUGGGUACACAAGUGCCUUGUGUAAGCCUUCCACAACCAAAUGCAGGUCAAACACCACUGAAACCCUCAGAGUUCCGAUUAGUGGAAAGAUUCGAGUUACGAUUCUAUUGAAACUUCAGUUUUGUUAGCUGUUUAUAUUUAAAAAAGUGACAACUGAAAUUAAUAUCCUUGGGAAAGUCACCCUAUCACAAUUACUGGGGCAGACUUUAAUGGGGAAGCACUAUUAUCUGCAUAAUGUGAGAUUUUAAAUAUGACGGACAUGCAGAGGAAUGGAACUUGAACGCAAUUCCAUCUCUCUAGACAGACACGUGAGGGUCAGGCCCUACAUAUAAUUAGUGCCUUCAUCCAGCAGGACUUGGCUCAUGAAUGCCUUACAAUGAAAAUGACAGUGCAACACAAAACAUGACAAUUUGAGGAUUGCUAACUCAGUAGUCGUGAGGAUUACUCAGAUUCAAAAUAUGGGACGAAAUUACUGUUCCCAGCUGCAGAUAAAUAAACAGAUUAUAUUUGACAGUCCUUUUUCUGUAAUCUUAAAAUACCAAGUGGCCUUAAGACAAAUUCUUGAAUUUUUUCUGGAGUUUAAAACCAGCCGUUUCUCAUCGCCAAACUUGCCAGAUCGGUAUUCUGACUGUUACGAUGUUACAGUUCUGGCCAAAACAAUAACAAUAUUCGAUUGGUCCUCCCAGUUGUAUAUUUUAAUUCUUAAAGAAUACUACUCUGGGAUCAGGCCGCAACAAAAAAACUAUAAUCCUAAGUGGUACUCUGUUUAUUGUUAUUAAACAUAACUUUUUUCUUAAUUAUUUAUCUUUCUCUUAUGAAUUAUGCACAAUGGCAAUUGCAAUAGAAUGAAUAUAAUCUGGAUUUAUUAUAAUCUGCCUCUGGUUUAACUCUACCUGUCCUAUAGACCUGCAUGCUAGGUGGUUUCAAUAUGCUGUACUAUGGAUAAAAUCACCACUGAAAAUUAAAAUGCUUUCAAAUGCUGAAAACCUGUUGGUUUUUGUAUUUUAUGGAUUUACGGCUCUCCAGGUAGAGCAAGAGCAGGCCUGCCACAUAGACUGCUUUUCUGAGUCGCGGGCGGUGUGAAUUACUGGGGAUGGUCACGCAUAAACGUCGUGUCACCAAAAAGGCCCUUACAAUUCUCAGCACUGACUGAUGUACCUUAAAUACGCUGUACUGUAGAGUGAGUGACCUUACAAUCUCUCCUCGCGCGCGCGCGUGUGUGUGUGUGUGUGUGGCAGUUCUGUUAUCGCGUGAUUGUUAACUGUAGUUGUGGCACGGCUGAACUGUGCUGAGACAGGUUUAGGAGCAGUCACUCCCCUCUGCUAGAAUGUGCUGCUGCUGAAUAAGAGAACCCUGUUUCCCCGGUGAUGUCCUGGUCCAUUUAUGCACAGCCACUGGUCUUUCUUAUUCAGAGCCAUGCUGAUGGUCUCCUGAUAAAUAGAUGGGAACAAAACAACGGUGAAUCAACGGUUUCACCUUUGUUGGAGGUGCUGGACCAAAACCAUAGCUUGACUAAAACACUGGUGAGCUAGGGGUGACCCUAACACUGACUGAUGGAACAGACCUUUAGUAAUGACAUCAGAGUCUUGGUAUCACAUGAAGGGGCAGGACUGAGGGUGGAGUCUGUAAGUUGUAGUCUGAGUUCUCUGUCUAGUUUAGGGAGCUGCAGCCGGCCCAUGAGUGCUGCAGUGGCCUGCGGAACUCUCCAUGCCCUUGAGCCCCUCUCUUUGCAUUACGUUUCCCACAAUCCCUUGAGAGCUCAUUAGCAUUACGGCAACGAGGCAAAGCACUUUAUUGAGCAAGUACGACUUUUUCUAAGUUCUUCAUGACUUGAAUUUAAGAAUAUGUUAUUUAAUAAUAAAUUAAUUAAACCUUUUGUUUUAUAUAUUGUAUUUUAUGAACAUAUGUAUGAAUGUAUGUUAAGAGGUGUCAGCACACUAUAGUUAUGGGCGACUGAGACAGUGAGUCCACACGAUUUUGUACCCUUGUUUAUAUUUUAGUUGUGAUAUUUAAUAUUUAAUAAGCAUAUUGUGUUUAAGUGAAGGUUGUAUGUGUAUAUUUAUGACACCAAAGAAACUAUUUAUCACAUUUUGUUUUUCUGUAUCUGAGCAGUACAUUGGUAGUAAAGAUUAUGUAGUUUAAUACUAAAUAUUACAGAUAUGCAAGUGUUAGCAUGUGUUGUUAUUAAUCAUGGUCCUCUUUGUAAAAUAAAGAUUUACUGAAAUAGAUAAAA
Messenger RNA from Anguilla rostrata (American eel), 4777 nucleotides. RefSeq names its product adrenomedullin 2b (gene adm2b). Gene Ontology annotation, biological process: adenylate cyclase-activating G protein-coupled receptor signaling pathway; positive regulation of heart rate; regulation of systemic arterial blood pressure. The coding region runs from base 535 to 1029 and encodes 164 amino acids. The record is from RefSeq and is a predicted model, not a curated record. The transcript has 3 exons. Gene Ontology annotation, molecular function: hormone activity. Gene Ontology annotation, cellular component: extracellular region. NCBI's taxonomy places the organism in Eukaryota, Metazoa, Chordata, Actinopteri, Anguilliformes, Anguillidae.